AAAGAGGAGAACAGUGCUGAUGGCUGAUAAUAGAAACGCCUGCAGAGGAGCAGAGGAGAUUGAAAGAGGCAAAGGCGCGGUCCGGCGGCAGUCGAAGUUCUAGUAGUCGUACAAGUAAGCGAGGUGCGUCGGACCUGCGGUGCGUGGGACGGACGAGAGUUGGAGCUCAGCACGAGGUGAAAGUCGAGAGGGGAGAUUGUCGAUGCUUGGCGCGGGGCAGGGGAACAGUGAGAUGCACGCAGCAGACAGAGACAGGUAGGCAGCUAUAAAGGUAUCGAUGCUUGGCAUUUACCCCACAUCGCCCCGGAGAAGUCAAUCUCCACGCGCCUGUGAUACAAACAGAUACGCCCAAGUAGUCCUUCCUAUCGCACGCUGUUUUGACCUUUGAUCGCCUUGGCGAUGAUCAAUCAAAGAUGGCUCAAGACGGCACUAGUAGCGGAGGUGCCUGUGCUCAUCGUGACUCUUGCUCUACUAUCGUGGGCGCUUUACGCACUAAACGACGCCGCCACCUUCAUCGGCAUGGUCAGCAUCAGUAAUCCUUAUCCCAACAAGCACCAAGCCAAGUAUGGGCUGGAUCUGGGCACUCAGAUUGUCACGCUGACCACAACUUUCACAGAUUUGACCUAUCUGUACUCGCCCGUCAUCGUAUAUGCUACCCGCACAAGGUCCGUAUACUAUCAAAACACAUCCACUACCGUUGUUAUCAGACAAACCAGCCAAAUGUUCCUCGGCACCACCUCUGGCACAAUCACGGCUACACAGACCUCGACACUAUGGCCCGCAUACGGAGGGACUGCCCCUUACGGGGACAUCUAUUCUCAGGCUCACGUCAAUCCCAGCAGCCUGAAGGUAUGGUCAUCAGGAGAAUAUGACGCAUACCUUUCUUCUGCCGGUCUCCUGCCGAGCACUGUGGGAACACCACCGGCUUCAGUGACCCAGUCUUCGAGGACGACAACGACGUCAGUCCCGACGGCAAGUGCCACUCCGGCUCCCGAACGGCGAGAUGGAAGCUGGAGCGAGGGAUAUACCUACCAUGCAAUGCAAGACGGCCUGUACAACGAUGACGCAGAUAACGAGUACUUUCUUCCGUUGUGGCUGGGAGCUUUCGCAGCUUGCUUGGCCGUCAUCGUGCUGCGCCUCAUUGUAAAUGUUGCGUAUGUAUGCAUGACUCCGAGAAAGCCGACCGCCGUGCUCCUGCUCUGCACAGCUGCCAUUGCAUUCCUUGUCCUCAGCGCCUGCGGCAUCUCUGCAUGGUCCUACUUUGUCCUCAUCCAACACCUCCGAGCUCCAGAGGUGCUUGCUACUUUCAUAUUCUAUAUCAUCAGCACGAUUGCGACUGUGCCAGUCCUGGUAGCAGGAGCGUUCGAACUGCAGCGCUACAAGAGGGAAGCAAGGUUCAAGCCUAAGGAGACCAUUGUUUUGCAGGAGAUGACAGGAGAGCAAGUCGACAGAGGGGAAGUGGACAGCGCGAACACAGCGUCUGAUCAUCAACCUCCGCCCGCGUAUGAGAAGUAAUGCUUCUUCACCCUUGUAGGCUGCUGUCUGCUUUUACAUUCAUGAAAUUGUCACACCCAUGUCUGACGUUGUGAG
Microstroma glucosiphilum is the source of this 1590-nucleotide messenger RNA. RefSeq lists its product as hypothetical. The transcript has a single exon. The record is from RefSeq and is a predicted model, not a curated record. Bases 400 to 1515 code for a protein of 371 amino acids. NCBI's taxonomy places the organism in Eukaryota, Fungi, Basidiomycota, Exobasidiomycetes, Microstromatales, Microstromataceae.